Aspergillus pseudoviridinutans is the source of this 924-nucleotide messenger RNA. RefSeq lists its product as uncharacterized. The transcript has 2 exons. Bases 1 to 924 code for a protein of 307 amino acids. The record is from RefSeq and is a predicted model, not a curated record. Lineage: Eukaryota; Fungi; Ascomycota; Eurotiomycetes; Eurotiales; Aspergillaceae.
AUGGCAAAACUGUUUGGCGGCAAGAUCACAGGCACAAUGACCCAAGGGAGGUCUGUCCUGCAUUGCGCGAGACGGGGCUCAAACCGCGACACAUUUGAUCUUGUUGGCAUCGACUUCCGAGCCAGCAAUCCUUCUGUUAUUUACGAGUCAUCCGCCGUCGGGCCUAGAAACUGGGCCCAUAGCAGAACCUGCAGAAGACUCUUACACAUAGGUGAACAGCAUGAGCUUGUGGUGCUAAGUGAUAAUGAGAAUUGGGUGGGAACGGGGAGGAUUUCGAUUCUUAAUGGUGAAAAUGGACAGCUCCUCUUCCAGUUCAAUGGUGGCCCAGCCCAUUUCUUUGAUCGUAACAUACUGGCGCAUCGGACUAUCAACCAGUUUUCGAUCCAAUCAGUGCCAGCACGCGUCCGGCUGGACGACGCUGUACAGCCCUGGGAAGCCCAUGCAAAAGAAGUCCUGGACUUUAUUAUCAUGCAGACGUUUUCCUUUGGCUUUUCUGGAUCUAACGGCAGCCUCCUAAAUAUACUCAGAUUGGGCACAGAUGUGAUUCUCAGCCCAUGCAAGGAUUACUCGAUCGCCAUUCAGCCCUUUGCGAAAGUAUCUGUCGCGCUACAGUCCGACGGCAACACGCUUCUGAGCAAGCGGAUUCUGAGCUACCCACUUGUCGAGACAAAGGAAACCCAUCUAAUUCAGAUGGCGGAGGCAGUGCUGAAAGCAUCGUGUCCUCCGGAUUCAGCACCCCCGAACUUGCGUCACUGUUUCAUUCUCCAGCAACCGGGGACCAAAAUUAGUCUCGGACCAUCAUUAAGCCAACCAGGACCGCUGGGCCCUGCGCCAGAUAUGCGACUGCGUGCCGUCCAGGGUUUUGUUGAUGGUGGACGCCUUUUGGUGGAAGCUUCUGAGGCCCAAGUUUUGCUGCAAUUCUAG